Molecule: messenger RNA, 2193 nt
Organism: Cryptococcus amylolentus CBS 6039
Lineage: Eukaryota; Fungi; Basidiomycota; Tremellomycetes; Tremellales; Cryptococcaceae
Exons: 11
Coding region: 444-2159 (571 amino acids)
Cellular component (GO): plasma membrane
Source: RefSeq, a predicted model, not a curated record
GUGGUAGAUCGCACUCGGCAGCUAUUCCUCGACCAGACCACGGCAGAUGCCCGCCUCAAAGCUCGCUCUUUUCCUCUCCUUCCUCCUCUUCUCAGCCCCCUCCCAAGCCAUCUGGCCCUUCAAAGAGAAGCGGUUCAAAGACGAAGCUUUCAUCGAUGCAGGCUCAUUAGGCCUCGGCAAGCUCGACGGAAGAGUCGCCGCUGUUGGAGACUGGAACGCAGACUCCAAGUAAGGUGGUAGAGUGCUGUCUGACUGGAGACGCUGACAAGUCGGCAAGGUUGGAUCUCUUCACGCUUUUGAACGACGGCAAGACGGUUCAAGUAUAUCUGUGGGAUAAAGACAAGUUCAAGUACAAAUUAUCGCACACUCUCGCGCUUUCCUCUACAAUCUCCAACAUAGUGCCGGGCGACUUCAAUCACGAUGGGCAUCUGGAUCUGCUACUGAUGUACGAUAAGUCUGCCGAUGGGGGCUGGUGGGGCGGGAAAACGGAGCGGUUGGGGAUGGAUGUUUAUCUUGGAGGUGGACCAAAUGGUGGUUUCCAACCAGAACCAUGGUCGUUGCCCAUCUCUACCCCAGCUCAGCCCAUCGUGUUUGAUGCUGAUGGGUCUUUGAGGCCCUCGCUAUUAGGCUACCACCCCACAGAAUCCACAGAUGGCAUAGUAACAUGGAAGAACAACGGAACCGGGUUCUCAUUAGAGACGCCCCCUCUUAGACCAAUUGACCAAGUCUUCUCACUGGCCAACCCUCAUAGCAGCGCCUUCAUCGAUAUUGACGGCGACUGCUUACCGGAUCUGGUUCUCCACUGCACCCGGACCACCGGGGAUUCUCUUCAAAUAUGGCUAAACCGAGCGGACGCCGGCUAUGUCCUAUCUCGCAACUACAACCUACCUCCCGGAAGCGGCCCCAUCACAUUUGCCGACAUGAAUCGCGAUGGAUCAAUAGAUAUCGUGUUCCCUACCUGUUCGCAGACUAGUUCAUCCACUGGCCUCGGAUCUGACUGCCAGAUCAACAUCGCCUAUAAUAAGCAGGUCCCGCUAUGCUCCACAGAAGCGUCUCAAUGGAUCCAGGAAGGGGUUUUGAAAUGUCGAGGUUGGGGCGAUAUGUGCAUCUCUGAUGAAAAGUUUGAAUUUGCUUUCGACGAUCAUGAUCCUGAUUUCAUUUCUGUACCUAUCGCCUCCCUCUCCCAAAGCACCUCCAAGCUGGGGCUUCUCCUGCAUGCUCCUGGCAAGCCCUCCCUUCCAUCCCCCUUGCGACCAGGCGACUACAAUGUCGAUGGGUUUCCCGAUCUCCUAUUCGUCAUGUCCACCGACAAAGGCACGCAAGUGCAGAUACUGGAGAGUAUUACAUGCGGAAAAAACGUGGCGGGGUGCGGGAAAGGCAUCACGAGAGGCUGGAGGCUCGGGGGUGGGAAGGAUUGGGAGGAUCUAGAAGAGAUCGAAGACGCCAUCGGGGCAAGCUGGCUGGACUUGGAUGAGGAUGGGUCUUUGGAUGUCAUGGUGCAGCGAUCAGGGAAACAGGACAAGGAGAAGGUUACAUUCGUUCAAAACAAUUUCUACCACGAUGCCUUCUUCCUCAAGACUGAAGUCCUGAAUGGCGUGUGUAGCGGGAAGUGUGAACCAAGUGCCGGCGGCAAGUCCUACAGUCCCCUCGGUGUCAGCUAUUCGGGUGCCACCUACAAAUUGGCUGUUCUAGACACCGUCGGAAAUAGAGUUGCCCAACAAGUCGCUCAAUUGCCUCAAACAGGAUACCAAGCCUUACAAACUCCAUAUGCCUUCUUUGGUCUCGGCCGUACCAAUAACUACAUUGAAAAAUUGUUCAUUGGUGCAUCCCUUCUCCCUCCCAACCAUCUCACCUACCUCGAUUCUCUCAUCCCCAAUUCACAAGUCCUGAUCAACCCGCCAUAUCCAUCAGCAUCUGAAGAAGAAAGCGGUGAGCGCAAGACUCUCGAGCUCCAGUCUCCAGUCAAGGCGCGAUCAACGGAGUGGAAAUCACAGUUGUAUCUCAAGCCUGGAGAUUGGGUGCCUUGGGUAGGUGCUGCCGUACUGGGGACAGUCCUUGUCCUCGGAACAGUCGUUCUGGGAUUGAACGAAAAAGAGAAGAAAGAGGAUGAAGUAGAGAGGCAGAGGGCAUUGCAUGCCAUCAACUUCCAGGCGUUGUAGGAUAGACUCUGUAGGAAUGUAUUGUAUUUUUGGG